This is a messenger RNA of Austrofundulus limnaeus, 1512 nucleotides long. It is a transcript of the gene mpped1, whose product is annotated as metallophosphoesterase domain containing 1. The record is from RefSeq and is a predicted model, not a curated record. Gene Ontology annotation, molecular function: hydrolase activity. Lineage: Eukaryota; Metazoa; Chordata; Actinopteri; Cyprinodontiformes; Rivulidae.
GUUUUCUGGACUGGGUUCCAAAGAAGAUGCAGCGUGUUGGCUGCAUGGAGCUGCUGAACACGGUGCAGAGGAGAGUCCAGCCCAAACUCCACGUGUUCGGACAUAUUCAUGAAGGCUACGGCAUGAUGACAGAUGGCACCACGACAUUCAUCAACGCCUCGGCCUGUACAGUGAACUUCCUGCCCAUGAACCCACCUAUUGUCUUCGAUCUUCCCAACCCCAGAACCACAUGACGAGAAAAGACAGGACACCACUCCCCUACUGUCUGUCCAGAGAAAGAAUACUGAAAGAUGAACAGCUUCAGUGGUCAGAUCAAAUUUUGUAAAUAUUAUGCAGGGAUGUGUAUUUCAUGGACAUGCAAGAGUACGUUUGAGGAGCUCACGGAGUACCGGAUGGACACUCCGUUUGACUUUCAGUGGUAUUUUUUGUGUCUGAACUUCUUCAUCAACACUGAGAUCAAAACAAAAGCAGAAACAUUUUGUGGGGAGACUUUCAUAUGCAGACAAGUGGAUGUUUUUGAGUCAAAACUGCACUGACAAUCUGAUGCUGCUCCCAGAGACAAAAAAAAAGRAAAACAUUUUAAAUUCACUCAACAUAAAAAAUCAAAUGCCUCAUCUAUGUUGAAAUCUUGGCUACAAAAAUGUCAUACCACUCUGCUUUUCUACAUUUAUUUUCCAAUUACCCCUUCACACAAACUUCCUYAGACUGCCCUUUUUCCUCUUCCUCUCAAGCCCACAGCAAGCUGGAGUUUUUUUUGUCUUGUUUCUCUUUCAGCAUAUGUUAUGCAAGAAAUCAAAGAAGUGCACUAGGGCAACGAGAGGUCUCUGCCAUGAGCUAAAUGAAUGUAUAAUACUGUAUGCCCCCCAUCCCCAAAGGCUUGUUACACGGAUGAGCCUCUAAACCACCUGAAAGGAAGAAAACAAAGACCUGCACAUGUUGCUUUGAAUCAUUUUUCUGCACACGGACUAAGCCAAGCUUUGGAAAGACAAGUUUGUAGAAUCUGAGAAAGGAACCCACAUGAAAUCUAAAGGUGCUAUAAGCUAACACUGUUAUCCAUUCAAAUGAACUAAACUCUAGAAUGGACACAGUGCUUACGCUGUUUAAGAAGACUCAAUCAUGCUUUUUAUUGGACUGCUGGACCUUUCUUUUUUUUCUUAAAAAAAAUCAAAGCUGUAAUUAUAAGGAACUGUAACCAAGUUAUUUAACUGUCCUUUGUCAAAGGAAAAAUGACYGAGUUUUUCUUAAAGGUUUACAAGCAAACAUGCUUUUAAAAAUGAUAAAUAUUUGUGGUUGUUUCAUUCCUCUGGUCAAUUUCUUGGUAUUGUAAAUGUUAGCUGUCGUAUUUUUUUUUCUUUUUUAUCUCUGUUCAACGCCAUUUAUUGAAAACCUAUUUAUUGUCCUUAAGCUGUAGGAAAUUUAAAAAAAAAACUGAAAAGAGAAAAACCUGUAUUUUUUUUUCUGGAUAUGCGUAUUUGAAUAAGCUCUGAAUAACAAGACCAAGUUCCACUUUGA